GCAGACUCUGGUACCGCGAGGUAACGCCGCGUCGCUUCGCCGCGCAUUUGUCUGGCAUCAAGGGGCGUCAACGCUGUUGCGGGCGGAGAAGCUCUGCAACCACAUGAGAGCGAUGCGCAGAGCAAUCUCUGCGAGGACAGGUAUUUGUAUUAGCAGCAAGUCGGUCAUGGCUGGUCCUAUCACGCACUUUACUCUGUCGGUCGGACGACGCAAGAAACGUGCGGCAAGAAAGGCGGUCGUUUCAUGUCGGCAAUCCCACGAUUUGUUGUCCGGAUAACCGAUUACUCGAGAAAUGGCCCGGGCGACAGCCGAGAGCAGCAACCGGAGCAUGGAUGCGGGCGGCGACGAAGACGACUGGAAGUGCAAGGCCAUGGAGCUCAAGGAGAAGCGCCGUAUCCAGGACAAGAAGAACAGGUGGCGCGAGUACAACCGUGGCAAGCAGCAGCUCUACGUGCAUCAGAAGCGGUCCGAGCUCGAGAGCCUGCGGCGAGAAGUCGCCGAUCUCGAGGCUAUACUUGCCCAACGACGACCCGACGUCCCCGCGCUAUCUUGGGAGGACGUCGCAGUUGGUCUUCACGACGAGACCCAACUUGUGGUCUCGGAAAACCACCGGCUUAAACAGCAGCGGACGGCGUACGUCGAGUUCAUCAAGCUCAUGGCACGGUCCAUGGAGGACACGUGGCACACAGCACCUCAGAUCCUCCCGAUGGAGCUGCCGAUCUUUGCCGUUCGCAAGAUUGCACUCCUCGCGUCGCCCGAGUCGCGCCACGUCGGCUUUGACUGGCUCACACACCUCGUGUACCAAAACACAGAUCUGAUUCUCGAGCGGUACCCGUUCACGGACGCGCGCGAUGAGUUUGUCAUCGAUGACGCCAACGUCGACUGCCUCCAGUACGUCUGGCGCAGCCAGCGCGUCGUGGACUGCGCAAGCUUUGAACAAGUCGUUGCCGCCGUCGAGUCGCAUGUCGUGAGCAAGGUCAGCAUGGCUGGCCUCACAUCCGACGAGAAGCGCGUAAGCCACAUGUACACGGUGCCGCUGGAUCGCGAGGUGCUUCGGGGGACCAACAUAUCGUACUCGUGCGCCACGUUUGGAGACGAUCCCGUUUCGAACGGCUCCAAGCUCCUCUUUCGCAAGUACUAUGGACCCGAUCGGUUCAUCGCUGCGGGGCAAACGAUCACGGAAGACGAAGCCGUGCCUAGCUCGCGCUCGCUUUAUCGCAAAUCUCUCUACUGGUGCAUUGUGGACCGCACGGCGCCGACGAGUGCACGCGUCCGAACGGUGCUCUUGAGCUCGCACUCGUAUACAAAGAACGGGCAGUGUGUGUCGCUGCCCCAAGAAGCGCGAGCAUGGGGUCUCAUGCUCGAUGAGCGAAGGAUCCCCGAGGUCGACAUUUUGCCGAUACUCCUGCGGCACGUGCGACGGAAUGGUGCAGCCGUGGGUACUACGUGCGUCAAGCUCCUCGACAACAUGAUGGCAGCGAUACUCAAGUCCUCGUCGUCGUCGAAGGCCGCUGAGAGUCUGUUUGGCUUCUCCAAGCUCGCGAUCCGCGAUUGAGAUUGAGAUUCACGACGCGUUUAAACAGGCGAAUCCGAGUAUAAAACGCACGCGCGAUCUUUUUGCGUGUCAAGCGCCACCCAAUCAUUGGGCGUUGCGACCGCCAUUCAUUUCUCGACGUCCUUUUUUAGAUUACCUAAUGCAGUACACGUGGUGGCAUUUCAGCCAAUGAG
This is a messenger RNA of Saprolegnia diclina VS20, 1728 nucleotides long. RefSeq lists its product as hypothetical. The record is from RefSeq and is a predicted model, not a curated record. Bases 293 to 1555 code for a protein of 420 amino acids. NCBI's taxonomy places the organism in Eukaryota, Oomycota, Saprolegniomycetes, Saprolegniales, Saprolegniaceae. The transcript is spliced from 4 exons.